AUGUAUUAUACACCGGACCUUUCCAAAGUGAGCUACUUCCAUAUGCCCGGAAAGGAGCCGCUUCUAAACUGGACUGCGGGAGACGUCAUUAACAGGGCGAGCGACGUCUUCGGGGACACCACAGCAGUAGUAUACACUCAUCAGAACAUCAGCAAGACAUACUUGGAAUACAAGAAAGACGUAGACCACCUAGCUGCAAGCUUGGUGUCCCUCGAACUUCCCUUGGGUUCCAGAGUGGCCAUACUCGCUCCUAGGCUCUACGAAGGGGCACAGCUACUUUAUGCGGCAUCCAAGGCGGGACUUGUUAUGGUUGGCAUCAACCCAUUCUGCACGCUCUCUGAACUUGAGUUUUGCUUGAAUAAGGCAGAGUGUGCGGCUCUGAUCGUUUCGGAAAUAUUUACCGAGAAAGAUUACUACAAGAUGCUGCUUGAAAUUGCACCAGAACUGGAGAAUUCGGCACCGGGAGAGUUGAAGAGCAAAAGGUUACCGUUCUUGAAACACGUUAUCACCAUAGGCGACAAUAGGAUGCCCGGCAGUAUGACUUUCGACGAUCUGAAGAAUUCAGCGAUUGCUGAGGACUACGCCACCAUGAACUCUGUGUCUGCCAAAGUACAGUUCGAUCAAGACGCUUUCAUCCAAUAUUCAUCAGGCACAACGGGGCAGCCGAAAGCAGCGCGACUGUCUCACUUCAAUGUUAUCAACAACGCCAACAUUGUUGGCCGCUUCGUGGGUUAUCAUCAAAAGCGUGAAUCCAUCUGCUUGAACACGGAUUUGAUCUACGGAUUGGGCAGGACAAUGGGUGUGCUGGCUGCCUCGAUGUUCGGCUCCACAAUAGUGACGGCGGGAGCUUACUUCCUGCCAAAAGUUGCCCUAGAAGUCAUCACAAAGCACAGAUGCACGAUGAUCUACGGUUCACCGACCAUAUUCUUCGCUAUGGCGCGGGACUUUGAAGAAGGAGUACACGAUUUUUCUUCCGUUCGAAAAGCAAUUAUGGGCGGGUCCAUGUGUAAUCCUGCCACCAUUGAAAAGACGAUGACAAGGUUGAACGCCCAACAAUUAUACAUUGUAUACGGCGGCAGCGAGACAAGUCCGGUCAUUUCCCUUACGAAUCCCGAUGAAGAAACAGAUCGCUGGAUUCGAACGGUUGGCAAGCCGCUGGGUCACGUCGAGGUGAAGGUUGUGGACGCGGAAGGCAGGAUUGUUCCUGUGAACACGAGGGGUGAACUGUGCACCCGAGGCCCUCAUGUCUUCAAAGGCUACAUCAACAAUGAGGCCAAGACGAAGGACGCAAUCCGAGAUAACUGGUACCAUACAGGGGACGAGGCAACAAUGAGCGAGGAUGGUCGUAUCACAUUUGUGGGACGCAUCAAGGAGAUGAUUAACUACAUGGGAUAUAAAGUGCCGCCGCUGGAGGUUGAGAGCAUCCUCAACAAGCACCCACACGUGGAGGAGGCGCAGGUAAUUGGAGUACCAGAUGAAAGGACGGUAGAGAAGGUUUGUGCGUGGAUCAAGCUGAAAUCAGAUAAAACCUUGACCCAAGAAGACAUAAAAGCCUUCUGCAAGGAGAAGGACCUCCACGAGUUCGAAAUUCCGGAAUUUGUGUUGUUCGUAGACUCCUUCCCGAGGACUCAGACCGGAAAGGUUCGGAAGCACAAAAUGCGGGAGGAAAGCGUGCGGAUCUUGAAACUUUAA
Ixodes scapularis (black-legged tick) is the source of this 1692-nucleotide messenger RNA. RefSeq names its product medium-chain acyl-CoA ligase ACSF2, mitochondrial. Gene Ontology annotation, molecular function: medium-chain fatty acid-CoA ligase activity. Bases 1 to 1692 code for a protein of 563 amino acids. The transcript is spliced from 16 exons. The record is from RefSeq and is a predicted model, not a curated record. Lineage: Eukaryota; Metazoa; Arthropoda; Arachnida; Ixodida; Ixodidae. Gene Ontology annotation, biological process: fatty acid metabolic process.